AUGUUUGGGCGUGGACCAACAAGGAAGAGUGAUAACACCAAAUAUUAUGACAUUCUUGGUGUUUCAAAAAGUGCCAGUGAAGAUGAAAUCAAGAAAGCCUAUAGAAAGGCGGCGAUGAAGAAUCAUCCCGAUAAGGGUGGAGAUCCUGAGAAGUUCAAGGAAUUGGGCCAAGCAUAUGAAGUGUUAAGUGAUCCUGAAAAGAAAGAACUCUAUGAUCAAUAUGGUGAAGAUGCCUUGAAAGAAGGAAUGGGAGGAGGAGGAAGUUCGUUUCAUAAUCCAUUUGAUUUAUUCGAAUCAUUUUUUGGUGGAGCUGGCUUUGGUGGCGGUGGUCCUUCACGGGGAAGAAGACAGAAGCAAGGAGAAGAUGUGGUGCAUUCUUUAAAGGUUUCCUUGGAGGAUGUGUUUAAUGGCACUACAAAGAAACUAUCUCUUUCUAGGAAUGUGUUGUGCGUAAAAUGUAAAGGGAAGGGUUCAAAAAGUGGCACAGCUGGAAGGUGUUUUGGAUGCCAGGGCACUGGUAUGAAGAUUACCAGAAGGCAGAUUGGUCUGGGCAUGAUUCAACAAAUGCAACACGUCUGUGGUGACUGCAAAGGAACUGGUGAGGUCAUUAGUGAGAGAGAUAGAUGUCCUCAAUGCAAGGCAAACAAGAUAACUCAAGAAAAGAAGGUGCUGGAGGUGCAUGUGGAAAAGGGGAUGCAGCAGGGUCAAAAGAUUGUAUUUGAAGGACAAGCUGAUGAAGCCCCGGACACAAUCACCGGAGACAUAGUUUUUGUCUUGCAAGUGAAAGGGCAUCCAAAGUUCAAGAGGGAGCAUGAUGACCUCUAUAUUGAUCACAAUCUGAGCUUAACUGAGGCUCUCUGUGGCUUCCAAUUUACUGUCACACAUCUUGAUGGAAGGCAACUCUUGGUCAAAUCAAAUCCCGGAGAAGUCAUCAAGCCAGGUCAACACAAAGCUAUUAAUGACGAGGGAAUGCCACAACACAAUAGGCCCUUCAUGAGGGGACGCCUAUACAUCAAGUUUAAUGUUGAAUUCCCCGAAUCAGGUUUUCUUUCCCCUAGUCAAAGCCUAGAAUUAGGGAAGAUAUUACCUCAAAAGACAAGCAAGAAGUUGGCAGAAAAGGAACUAGAUGAUUGUGAAGAGACCACCAUGCAUGAUGUUGAUAUUGCAGAGGUGCUUCGAAAGAAACAACAUUACCACCGUGAGGCAUAUGAUGAUGAUGAUGAAGACGAGCCCUCAGAGCCUCGAGUACAGUGUGCUCAGCAGUAG
Vicia faba (fava bean) is the source of this 1266-nucleotide messenger RNA. The record is from the annotation of a GenBank genome assembly. NCBI's taxonomy places the organism in Eukaryota, Viridiplantae, Streptophyta, Magnoliopsida, Fabales, Fabaceae.